This is a messenger RNA of Chaetomium strumarium, 1091 nucleotides long. RefSeq lists its product as uncharacterized. NCBI's taxonomy places the organism in Eukaryota, Fungi, Ascomycota, Sordariomycetes, Sordariales, Chaetomiaceae. The transcript has a single exon. The record is from RefSeq and is a predicted model, not a curated record. The coding region runs from base 182 to 925 and encodes 247 amino acids.
UCCGCCUGCGGGGUUCGGAUAGUGUCGUGGCCCGGCCGUGAAAACACGGGCGGCAUGGCUUCGCGAGGGGUGCCAUGGUCGCUCGGCAGGCUCUGGUUGCUGCCCCUGACGCUCGCGGCGGCGGCGUGCUGUGCCAGGUUGGUGCCACCGCUCCCGGGCCCGCUCCCUGGACUAUUGUUCGAUGUCAACGACUGGAGAAUCUCGGAGUGUAGCCGUAGCCUUUCCUCGAGCUUGUCCAGACGCUGCUCCAACUCGCGGCCAUAGCCCGCCCGCAGUCCUGGCUUUUUUCUCUCCUUGUACUCGCAGAGCGCGCCGUUGCGGCUGCACCACCCGCAGGACGGCUGGCCACGGUCGCAUUUCACCUGUACCGGUCAGCAGGCUGUCGGUCGGCGAUGAUGUAGUCUCAAGCACGGUAGGGAGGGGGCAUACUUUCCGCUGCUUGCAGAGCUCACACCUAGGGUGGCAUCAGCAUCGAGUUGCCGACGGGGACGAUGGUCUGGCGGCUGUAGCGGCGGACACGGCUACUUACGAGACGGAUAUGGGUCGCUUGCGCUUUCCAAGGCGAGCGCCUUCGUGCUGGUCGUCGUCGUGGUCGAGGUCAUCGCUCUGCUGGCCGCCAUCGUCGCUCUCCGGGGGAUCCUGGUGCGCAUGCCGCCCUGGAUGGGAAGACUGCGGCGACGACUGCAGUUGCAGGCCGUUGUAUCGGGGAGCCUGGUGCUGCAUCAUGCCGAGCGCCCACGGCGAGCGAUCGCCGCCCGCGACGGCAGUCACCACGCGAAAGCGGGACUCGGGCGUUGGAGGGGGAAGUGGAGCGAGAGACCUGCCGAACCCCAGUGUACGGCGCAGCGAUGCUCAGGGUUUGAGACCAAUUGACCCGUGCGACACGAUACGGUCACGCUGUAUGCACAAACGCGGUAUCUCCUAAUCGCCACCAAUAAUCAGAGCCAGUCCGAUGGCCGAUGUUCCAUGGAACGGUUCGGUGUAAUGUUGUGUAGAGGAGCGAGACGGACAGUGGAGAGACCUCGGACGUUUUAUCGCGGUGCAAGUGCACCCGAUGCGCCGAAUUCCGACCAGGGCUUGGGACCCAUCAG